UUUAGAAAUCCUGUCGCCGAUCCCUCUUGCUUCCCGUCGUCCUCGUCCCAAGUUCCAACCCCGUGGGCCGCUACAUCGCCAAACCCUAACUAGGUUUUUUUCAAGCCUCCCCUUCCCUACCCUCGCCCCCCAUGGAUCCGUUUUCCAAGAAGCGCAAGCCCGACGACAACGGCGCCGUCACUGCUUCUCCCGCCGGUGGGGCUGCCACGCUGGGUCUCACCCGCGAGGACGUCCUCCGCCUCCUCGAGCCGCUCUCCCGGGACCAGCUUGCGGACAUCGCGGCCGCCGCUGCACUCGUCUCGGCGCACGCGCUCGAUGCCGUGCGCGCAGCCGCCGACCGCGACCCGGCCCUGCGCAAGCUCUUCAUUCGGGGGCUCGGGUGGGAGACCACAUCCGACUCGCUCCGCGCCAUCUUCUCCGCCUACGGUGACCUGGAGGAGGCCGUCGUCAUCACUGACAAAUCCACGGGGCGGUCCAAGGGCUACGGCUUCGUCACCUUCCGCCACGCCGAUUCCGCCGUCCUCGCACUCAAGGAGCCAUCCAAGAAGAUCGACGGUCGCAUGACUGUCACGCAGCUCGCCGCCGCCGGCUCGGCAGGCGGGCCGUCCGUUGGGGCUCCCGGCAGUGGCGGUGCUCCUGUGGCUGAUGUGUCGCUCCGGAAGAUCUUCGUUGGGAACGUCCCUGCAGACAUGUCGUCGGAGCGUCUCCUUGCGCACUUUGCCUCCUACGGCGAGAUUGAGGAGGGGCCGCUGGGAUUUGACAAGCAGACGGGCAAGUUCCGGGGCUUUGCACUUUUCGUAUAUAAGACACCUGAGGGUGCGCAGGCCUCCCUGGUGGACUCGGUGAAGGUAAUUGAUAGCCACCAGCUUGUAUGCAAGCUUGCCAUAGAUGGGAAGAAGGGGAAGCAGGGGCAAUCACAGCAAUCUGGACCUGGCAACCAGCAGCAGCAACAGCAACAGCAGAUGCUGCCGGGUGGUCCGCAGGAAAUUCAGGGAGGCCUGGGGCUUGGUUCACAAAUGGGAGCACAGUAUGGUGGCCCUGGGAGUGGUAUGCCUUCGUUUGGUUUUGGUGGCGUUGGCGGUGGGUUUGGGGGUCCAAACCCUUAUGCUAACAUGCCAUCUUCCAUGGGUGGAGGAGGCGCAGGUGGGUUAGGGUCGGUGGGAGGCCAGGUGCCCACUGGGUUGGCUGGUGCUGGUGGAUUUGGGCCUGGGGGAUUGGGUGGUGGCUCAUUUGGGGGAUCAUCUCAGUUUGGUGCUGCUGGGAUGGGGGCAUAUGGUGGCCUUGGAAUGGGUGGAGGCUCCAUGUACCGCAUGCAACAGGGAGCAGGUGGGCUGCCUGCAGGCGCAUUUGGUGAAGGAGGAAACUACCCUCUUCCAGGUUCUGGUUUCCGAGGCCACGACCCUCAAGGUGGAAUGUCUCCUCCUGGGCCAGGUGGCAGGGCUCCUCCUAUGUAUCCCAACGUGCCACCUUAUUUCUAAGAGGCAGGUUAGUCGAUUUGAGCCAUUGAGUGCAUUUUCUCUCCCCGCGAGCCUGCGAUAAGAACUGCCUUAUUGAUCCUAGUGGUAUAUGUUCGUCGAUGUAAAUUUGUAUCUAUGUUCUUCAAUGUAAAUGUUUACCAAUGUUGCAAUGUAUGUAUAUUGUGAUUCUUUGCGGUAAUGUCUGUGUAUCAUGUUUCUCUGUUUGUACAGCCCUCCGUUUUGAUUGAUUUGCCAUUCACUCUGUAACAUGAUAAUGAUAAACUACUGUCCAAAAAAUGACCUCACCUUAGUAGAAAUACAUGAAUGAUGAACAAUUGAAAACACCCGAGCUUUUUAUGUACUGGGGAGAGGUCUAAUUAGGAAGUUGAACAAAAGCAUGUUCCAUGUAUCAGGUAGCCCUGGUAGGCACCAGUGGCUGCAGUCACUGUAUGUGAGUGGUUGUUGCCGUUGCUCUUUGCUAAGUGGUUUUCCUUCGUGAGUGAUGGUGUAAAUUGAUGGGUGUGCAUCAAUUCGGAGUUCUGAGAGGCGAGUGAUGUUCAUAUAUACAAUAGGCGUUUUCAUCCUCUUGAUGUUUUUCUCGAUGAUGUCUAUCAAACUUUGUGGAAACCAUGGAGCGAUGUUCCCCCUGGAGAUAGGAGCCGUUUGGUUGUAGCACCAAUUUACGCUGCACGAUAGAAGGAAUGUAGUAAGUUGACUAAUGUAGUUGGAUUGAAUGUUUGUUGUUCGAGAUAUGGACCUCUUGUGUUCAGGUGAGACACUUCGGAAGAAAACUCGAGUUCUGCUAGGGUCUAUAUUGUAGUCGAUCCACCUAGCCCAGGUCCUCAGUGCUCCAUCGAAGGCUUCCUCACCUGCCAUCUGCACCGUCUUUCCGCCCCACUCGAGAUGAUCCCACCUGCAUGCUGAUCGAUAAGCUGUGGCAAAUGGAAUUUGGCAUUCUGAAGAGCAUAUGUGUUACUCACGCCCUGAGCUUGCCGGUGUGAGUCCACCAGUGACCGGUGUUGAAGAUGAGGACGUCAGCACCGAGCGUCCGCUGCAGCAUUGGCGGCAGCUGGUCCAGCUCGAGUGCCUUGGUCUUGUUGUCUUUUGUUUCGAGCUUCACGAGGAAGGGGCUCCAGAAGAACUCCACGGAGCAAUUAUAAUCCUGUUUUUAUUUUUGAAAUUUGGUAGUGUAAUAAAAAAGUAGUGAACAUUAGGGUUGUAGCAUGCUCAAGAAAUUUGAAAACAUCUUGAAGUUAUCUCAAGAACAUCUACAACACCCGAAAA
Messenger RNA from Zea mays, 2741 nucleotides. RefSeq names its product UBP1-associated protein 2C. Gene Ontology annotation, cellular component: nucleus. Gene Ontology annotation, molecular function: RNA binding. The record is from RefSeq and is a predicted model, not a curated record. Bases 132 to 1478 code for a protein of 448 amino acids. Lineage: Eukaryota; Viridiplantae; Streptophyta; Magnoliopsida; Poales; Poaceae. The transcript is spliced from 2 exons.